Molecule: messenger RNA, 2474 nt
Organism: [Torrubiella] hemipterigena
Lineage: Eukaryota; Fungi; Ascomycota; Sordariomycetes; Hypocreales; Clavicipitaceae
Source: the annotation of a GenBank genome assembly
GUUUGGGGCGCGACUAAAGAGGUGAGGUGGUCCGUGCAGACGCGUUUGGUCAACCCGGCCCCGGCCAAAGGUUAUGCCGGCUUUUUGGGACUAGGCGGGGCUGUUGACGGAACACCUGUCCCAGGAUGAGCUUGUAGCGUGGGCCAGGACGACGGGGUUGCCUUCAUCGUUGCCUUCUUAAACUGACGCCAAAAUGUCUCCCGGAAUGACCCUCUUCUCCGUCCAGGCUGUUCUAAUCCUGGGCACUGAGGAUGGAGCGAGAAUAUUCUCCAAAUACUUCUCCCCUCCCCACGAUUCUGGCUCGAAAAAUCCUUAUCCCGAUGCCAAGUCGCAGAAGGCUUUCGAAAAAGGCUUAAUCGAAAAGACUGCCAAGCAGACCGGAGACAUUAUCCUCUACGACAACCGCAUCGUGCUCUAUAAGCUCGAGUCCGAUGUUAUGCUCUACGUCAUUGGCGCUGCCGAUGAAAAUGAGAUUCUUCUAUAUAACACUGUGCUCGCCUUAAGGGACUCUCUUCACCUUCUCUUCAAGCAAUCCGUUGAUAAGCGUACCAUUAUUGAGAACUACGAUCUAGUUUCUCUUGCUAUUGACGAAAUUGUUGAUGAUGGUAUCAUCCUCGAAACAGACCCCACGAUCAUUGUCCAGCGCGUCAGCCGAGCCCCGACACAAGACACACCAGUUGGCCGCAUUGACCUGAGCGAGCAGGGCGUCAACAAUCUAGCACAGUACGGCAAAUCGAAAUUGGCUGACUGGCUGCGACAAGGUCUCUGAUAGCGAUGAAUUUAUUCUUCUGAUCGGGUGCGGCUACGAUUUUGGGACGAAUAUCAACUUUCGGUUCGUCUGGGAAGCGCUACGCGACGAAUGACGAUAAAAUGUACGGUGUAGAGACGGGAUGACACAAGACAUGGCUUUCUUGACACGCCAGUCACGCUAAUGAUGUGUACCAAGAAUUCUCUUAAUAAAACGGGUAUAAAUUAUAUAUGAGUCGUUCACGAAAUCUAUGACCGUAUUUCUGACGCUGCCUUGCGUAGUCUGUUCAUCACCGCUGCAGCAAUAUCUAUUUUAUCGUCUAUGCCUUCCACAAAAAUAACAUCUACCCCUAGGCUGUCCAGAUCUCGCAAUGCAGAGAAAAGCCCUUGUGCAAUCUUUCUUAUAUCGCUUCCUAAGUUGACGUCAAUCACCCGGCUAGUCGUCAUUCCCGAUUUGCUGCGUAACUCUGCAGUUGUGACUUCGUACAGGGCGUUCUGAAUGAUUUUGUGGCCGUUCACUUCACUUGUCCCAUUGGUUGCUUCUUUGGCUACCAUUUGUAGACCGGCUCCGGCUUUCCAAAUUCGAGUUCGGAUAAUUCCAACCUGUUUACAACCAGCCCUGCUCGUGUUUAAAGUCUCUGCCAGAUCUUCUGCUGUAAGACCUGUCCUGCCAAGACUGACGCUGUCUUCAUAGAGUAUAACUCUCGCUUUGGGGCUAUAAUGCUUGUAUUUCAUACCAGGUGCCCUUGGUGCAGCUUUUCCCACUUCACUUUGAUCUUUAUACGCUUGCGCCACGUUUUCCCAUCCCGGACAACUUCGAAUCUCUUCCAAGCUGAUGCCUCCCGGUCGCAGUAUAACAGGAGGCUCACACAAGCCGUCAACGACUGUACUCUCGACACCGACUUGGCAUGGCCCGCCAUCAAGGAUAAGUUCUAUUCGACCAUUCAAGUCGUGUUUGACAUGAUGAGCUGCUGUCGGUGACGGCUUAGUGGAAGCGUUUGCUGAAGGUGCAGCUAAAGGGACGCCAGCUAGCUUAAUGAGAGACAGUGCAAGGGUUGACGACGGCAUGCGAGCUCCAAAAGUAGGCAGCCCAGCCGUCACUUCGGGUGCAAGUUUGGAUGGCUGGGCAUUUGGAAGUAAUAUUGUAAGUGGUCCAGGCCAAAAUUUGUCGAUAAGAGCUUUAUACAUGGUUGGUAUAGGGUCUUCAUCGGGCGUGGUGUUUUGCAGCAGCCCACGCAACAUUUGCAGGUCAGACACAUGAACAAUCAGGGGAUUGUCGGAAGGUCUCCCUUUUGCUGAAAAUAUUCCCUUGACGGAGGUACUUCGCGUUGCAUCGGCACCCAAUCCAUACACUGUUUCUGUUGGAAAGGCAACUGGUGUAUCGUUUGUUCGGAGGUAUUCGCCAGCGUCCCGCAACGGCCCGAUGACGUCUUCAGCAACACCAUUUACAGACCAUUCAUGCAAUCUUUCUACCCCAGCGGCAUUUUUGAAUUGACCGUAGAGCUCUCCAGGUCCAGAAACCUUGAUUAUUCGUGUUUCCAUCGCAAGGUGCUGCGGCGAUCCAAGAAAGAGCUGCCGUGUGAGGCGUGAUGUAAGUGUGCGGAUAUCGCUUUGAAAAGCCAGAUUGACGAGGCUUUGGGGUUAAAUUUGAAAUUUGAUUGUUCAAGAUGAUACCAUUAUUCGGGAUUUUGGCGGAAGUGAUCUUGUACGUAUGGACAGACUGUGAU